CUAAACAAUGAUCCAUCUAUAUUUCAGUAUCAAAUGAUUGGCUUUGCUCAGUCCGCUUUAAAUCAAACUCAAGUAGAGAUCCGAUUGUCCUGUGUUGAAGAAAAUGUUGAUAUGGUUUUUCAGGUAGAAUAUGCCCUUCGCUCUUCACCAUGUGACAAGGAGUUUUUUGACGCAAAGCGAGCAGAUAAUCUCAGGAAGCUCUUGGAUUCACAUGGCUCUAUAAUCUUCUCGGAACCUGAUCCUCAUCCAAUGACUGUCAAAAAUGUUACAAUUCUCUAUUUAUACUUGUAUAUCCACCUCUUUCAAAACUGUCGUUUUAGCUCAUGGAACCCAGCGCAGACUAUACCUGCAGAUGGAAUUUAUUUUCUAGUAAUGAAGAUUAUUGGAGUCUCAUAUCCUUCAUCUUCACCAUCUGAGGAGCACAAUAUUACUAUAACGGUGAAAUGGAAGCAACCGCAUGGGUUCCUCAGCGCCAUCGACUAUCCUCUACUUCGAUUUUACGUUUUGAUGUGUGUUUUCUAUGGUACCCUUGCUAUUAUAUGGAUGAUCCUCUGUAUCAAAUAUUACAAGGAUAUUUUGAGGAUACAAUAUUGGAUAGGAGCUGUUAUAAUCCUUGGCAUGAUCGAGAAAGCUUUUUUCUUGGCUGAAUAUUCAACGAUGAAUACUACUGGGAGGAGCGUUGAAGGAAUUUUGGAGCUUGCGGAGCUGGUUUCUUGUGCAAAGAGAACUAUGUCGCGAGUUUUGGUCAUUAUCGUUUCGGUCGGUUAUGGUGUAGUGAAACCUCGUCUUGGAAAUACCCUCAGUCAGGUUGCUGGCGUUGGAUUAGUGUACUUCGUUUUCUGCGCCAUUGAAGGACUAGCUCGAGUAUCUAAGAAUCAUGUUGAAGCUGCUAAGCAGAAGCAGUUUGCUGCACUUCCGUUGGUCAUUACGGAAAUGGUCAUUUUCUACUGGAUUUUCACUUCACUUGGCGCGACUAUGAGAACGCUGAAGCUAAGGAGGAAUGAGGUUAAACUGACUGUAUAUCGGCAUUUUAUGAAUACUCUUAUGUUUGCCGCCAUCGCAUCAGUAAUCUUCAUGAUCUGGAUCAUCGUUAUUUUGUGGCGCCCCUCGGUCAACAACCAACGCUAUGCGUUCACACCACUUCUGGAUGAUAGUGAGGACGAAAAUGAUCAAGAUGAAAUCUUCAAUGCGUCAGCUCCUGGAUUUGAAAUGCUGAAACAGCGCGAAUCUGGUAGCGGAGCAGAUAUGCGACGCCAGAAGGAGAAGGAGCGUGAAGACCAUAAAUUACAGGACGAUUUGCGAUGGAUUGAAGACCAUAUUCCGUCUUCGCUUGCCGAGCAUCUCAUUAUGGAUGAAGACGAAGACAAAGAAGCACGUGAUCUUGAAAUCAGCAAAAUGUUGUAG
This is a messenger RNA of Strongylus vulgaris, 1404 nucleotides long. The record is from the annotation of a GenBank genome assembly. NCBI's taxonomy places the organism in Eukaryota, Metazoa, Nematoda, Chromadorea, Rhabditida, Strongylidae.